AUGUCAGCCGAACUACCCCUAGGGCUAGCACAGUUUCCUAUCACGAAGACAUGUAUGAUAACUUGUGUCGGUGUCACAUUACUCGCAUCACUUUUCCAGACUAAAUAUUGGUUUCUCCUUCAGUAUGAUCCAUUUAUAUCAGAAUACAGACAAUAUUGGAGGUACCUGACCUUCCAAUUAGGUGCACUUAAUGAAUCAGAUGUUGCCCUAUAUAUGCUGAUUUGGUACCAGUUUCGUCAGUUAGAAAGGCUUUUUGGGUCCAAGAAAUACGUGAAUUUGAUACUACUUUGUUGGAUAUAUAAUACUAUAACCUUAACGGUCCUUAACAUUGCAUUGAAUAUGGUCCCCUUAGUCCAUUGGAAUAGGUUUAGCAGCGGGGCUUUACCUAUACUACUUUCUUUAUUUCACUUUUACAAGGAAUAUACCCCCACAGUAUAUGAAUUUGAGGUUCUGUUGGCUCAACCCUUCAAACCCUCCAAAGAGGUUAAAUGGACGCUUAGUGACCAAUUUCUAAUAAAUAGUUUGGUUUUUUUGUCAAUGCUAAACCAAGGCUGGGCAGGAUUUGGAAUUGGGUUUAGUGGCUGGAUAUGUGGCAUAUUUUUAGAUAAAGGAUUGCUUCCUGGCAAAGAUACAGUAGCGCUCCCAAUUUGGAGAGAUAGCUGGAACAGAAGUGCAAGCACAGUUUCCUCGUCUUUAAGAGCCACAACAACAUCAACGGAAGACACGAAUGGAAAUGUCGACCUGGAUGAGCAACCAGAUGAACCUGCAAGGCCCCUUGCGGUUCAGCUAUUAGACACUUUUCGGAGGUGA
Eremothecium sinecaudum is the source of this 810-nucleotide messenger RNA. RefSeq names its product Dsc2p (gene DSC2). The transcript has a single exon. NCBI's taxonomy places the organism in Eukaryota, Fungi, Ascomycota, Saccharomycetes, Saccharomycetales, Saccharomycetaceae. Bases 1 to 810 code for a protein of 269 amino acids. The record is from RefSeq and is a predicted model, not a curated record.